UUCGGGUUUCACGCGACGCGGUUCGUUUUGUCGACGGUGGCCGGAGAGGGACAAUUACCUCAUGGAGCCCGCUGUCCGCCGCCAUCACUCGCACCGCCGCCGCCUGCUCCUCGGGGACGCCGAGGGUCCCCUCACCCGCCGGAGAAGCCUCGACACUGCCGGCUCAACUGAAUCCUCUGUGGAGACGUUGGAAGUCAAGAACGCCAAUAUGAAGAGGACGUCGUCUUCUGAUUCUACCGAUUCAGGCUGCUGCAUGGAUUCCCCUGUCCUGCUUGGCAUGAAUGACCUUGAAGAAAACUUUCGCCUGCCCAUGAGAAGAAUAUAUUCCCUCCCGCACGGUCUUCUGGGUUGCAGCCCUGCGCUGAAGAGGAACCACUCGCCGAACCUGGAUUGUGACGUUUUCCAAGCCCUCACUCCCGAAGAAAACAAAGAGAACGAGCACUUUGAGUUCAAGAAACCAAUCCGCCCUGCCUCUCGUGGUUCUCUGCACCUUUCUUCUUUAGACGAUGAAAAAGAUCCUUCGGAAGCAAGGCAGGACUCGAAUACAGUACUUACGUUCUCCAGCGAUCAAAAUAUUGGAAACAAUACCAGAACGGAGAUCCCUGCAUUCCCACGCCUUCUAUCCCAAGAAAUCACAGUAACGGAAAAUGAUGAUGGCUUCUUAGAGAUGAUGGCUGGCCCAGAUAGCACUAGGGAUGAUGAGUCAGCUUCUGACAUGUCGUGCCUUUGGACCGCUCCUCUGGUGGUCGCUAAGAGCGAGGACCUGCAGAGCCAGCAGAACAAACUGAGCAACACAACUCGCAACCUGGCUAAGACGGCCGCGGUGAAAAGAACUGAGAAGACCGUCGAAGAAAGCGUCCCGGCUUUCGGCAAACGGAGGAGAAACACCCACAUGGAAGAUGCAGAAGCCAUGAGUCCCUCCUGCUCUUCCUCUUUGGAGAUAGGCAACGUAUUGGAUCGGGACCAGAGAGACCUCAUUGGAGACUUUUCAAAGGGUUACCUCUUCCACACUGUUGAUGGCAAACAUCAGGACUUGAAGUACAUCAACCCAGAAAUGAUUGUCGCUAUCCUGAACGGCAACUUCUCCGUCUUCAUCACGCAGUGCGUGAUCAUUGAUUGCAGGUUCCCCUACGAGUACGACGGGGGUCACAUCAAGGGCGCCAUCAAUCUUCCAAUGGAGCAAGACGUGGAAGACUUUCUGCUGAAAAAACCCAUGGUGUCCUCUGGAAACAAACGCAUCAUUGUUGUCUUCCACUGCGAGUUCUCCUCUGAGCGGGCCCCCCGGAUGUGCCGAUUUGUCAGAGAAAGGGACCGGCUGGGCAACCAGUAUCCCACCCUGCACUACCCAGAGCUCUACAUCCUCAAAGGGGGCUACAAGGACUUCUUCUUCAAAUGCAAGAGCUACUGCGAGCCCCAGAGCUACCGCCCCAUGCACCACAAGGACUUCAAGGAGGACCUGCGCACCUUUCGCACCCGGAGCCGGACCUGCGGCGAGAAGAGCAAACGUGAACACUACAGCCGUUUGAAGAAGCUUUGAAGGGGACCGGGGGGGUUUCUGAAACGGACACUUUUUUGGGGGGAUUGAGGUGAGGGGGGUUGGAUCCGUCCUGUGCGACCCGACGGAGACCACAGGAUUGUCGUCGCAGGUAGGACAGGGUAGCACUCUAGAGACGAAUCCUGGAUUGUUUUUCCCGUGUUUCAAGAGCACGGGUGGGAAAGUAGAGAGGGCCUAUACACACACAUACAGAGAGAGAGAGACAGAGAGAGA
Molecule: messenger RNA, 1768 nt
Organism: Pantherophis guttatus
Lineage: Eukaryota; Metazoa; Chordata; Lepidosauria; Squamata; Colubridae
Gene: CDC25A
Product: cell division cycle 25A
Biological process (GO): positive regulation of G2/MI transition of meiotic cell cycle; positive regulation of G2/M transition of mitotic cell cycle; G2/M transition of mitotic cell cycle
Cellular component (GO): nucleus; cytoplasm
Molecular function (GO): protein tyrosine phosphatase activity
Source: RefSeq, a predicted model, not a curated record